Molecule: messenger RNA, 506 nt
Organism: Musca vetustissima
Lineage: Eukaryota; Metazoa; Arthropoda; Insecta; Diptera; Muscidae
Product: lysozyme
Exons: 4
Coding region: 7-441 (144 amino acids)
Source: RefSeq, a predicted model, not a curated record
UUAAAAAUGUUAAAUUUCAAAAACGCUGCCGCCCUUUGGGCUUUAAUAUAUUUUACUCUCUUGCCGCCGGAGUGUUCGAGCAAAAUGUUUACCCGCUGCCAAUUGGCCAAGGAGCUAUUGCGUCACGAUUUCCCAAGAAGUUAUUUAGCAAAUUGGGUGUGCCUGGUGGAGAAUGAGAGCGGCCGUAGUACUUCAAAAGUUAUGCAAUUAUCAAAUCAAAGUGUGGGUUAUGGACUAUUUCAGAUAAAUAGUAAAAAUUGGUGCCGAAAAGGGCGUAAGGGUGGCAUUUGCAAUAUUAAAUGUGAAGAUUUCUUAAAUGAUGAAAUUUCGGAUGAUUCGCGAUGUGCCAUGCAGAUUUUUAAUCGUCAUGGGUUUCAGGCUUGGCCUGGUUGGGUAAAUAAAUGUCGUGGGCGAUCAUUACCAGAUGUAUCUCGCUGCUGAGUUUGAAAUGGAAUGACGACGAUCGGUGGCUUGGUUGGUUGGCGGUUUGGCUGUCUGCUGCCAAG